CUGGACAUGGAGAGGUUUGCUGGAGUUCAUAGAGAGCAGGGCUGCCAAUGUGUAGAUUAUUCUUAGAUUAUGGGACAUGGAGAUGAUGGGGGCUGAAAGGCAGCAUGAGGUGGAGGUUCUCAAACAGUCCCAAAGGGAAUUGCAGUGGGUCCAAAACCAGCUGUCAAUCAUCUCUAAUAGAACUAAUGGACCUGGCAGGACCAAGGAUAAGAAACCGAGGAAUGCAGUGUUUCCAUUGCAUAUAUCUCCCCAGCAUGUGGAAACAUACCGACUGCUAGAGGACAGGAAAGACAAACUCUCACCCAAGAGCUCCACCCUCUACCUGCUCCGACAGCAGCACAAACGACUGGAGACUGAGAUCAGCAGGAAGAGAAAGGAGUGUGAAGUGCUCGAGGAGGAGGUGAAGAAAAAGAGUCAGUCAUGUCAAACUCUGGAGAGUGAGCUUCAGCAUGUUCUGCAGCAGAAAGCACGUCUGAAUCUCCAGUUGUUCAACGAUACCCAGAAGGCAGCAAAGAAUGAGCAGGUGAAAAGUGAGUAUGAACAGCUGCAGGAGGCUCUGUACACAGUGACAGUGGAGAGAGAUUGUGCUCUGUUGGAGAGGACUGAGCUCCAAGGCAAACUGGAGAACCUAGAACAGGUGUUGAAGCAUAUGCGAGAGGCUGCAGAGAGGAGGCAGCAGCUAGAAUUAGAGCAUGAACAAGCCCUGGCCAUCCUCAGUGCCAAGCAGCAGGAGAUUGACCUUCUGCAGAAGGCUCAGGUUGAGGCCAAGAAGGAUCAUGAAGGUGCCGUCCAUCUGUUAGAGAAUCACUUGGACAGCAUGCAGCUGAGAAGUAUCCUUCGCACUAAGGGCACAAUGCAGUUUUUGGCUAAAGUGAGAGAACUGGAGGGAAAAUGCAGGGCGCAGAGUGAGCAGUUUAAUCAGCUGUCUAAAGAGUUGGAGAAGUUUAGAUUGCAGGCUGGAAAGUUAGACAUCCUGAGCAGUAGUCAGUUCACAGGGGGCGAUUCGCCUGGCUCACCCACCAAACCCCUCACCCUCUCCCAGCUCCUCAAUGGUCUCACUGCCCCCUCAGGGAAAGAUAAUGAGGAUUCGUUAAGUAAGAUCUCAGAGCUCAUUCGGCCUCUGCAAAUGAGUGAGGGGGAGAAGGCGGAGCUCUUGUCUGUCAAACCCACCUUUCUGUCUCGCAGUACAUCCUCUAGCCCACGCCGGGCCUUCCUGUCAGAGGUGCGGCCCGUCAUCGCCACUAAUAUGGACAAAGAGCUCAGCUCUUCCCCCAGAUCUAAGCCCAGAUACACAGGCAAAGUGCGAUUGUGUGUUGCUCGCUACAAUUACAACCCUGAUGAUGGCCCCAAUGAGCACCCUGAAGCAGAGCUCCCCCUGGUGGCUGGGAAGUACUUAUAUGUUUAUGGGACUAUGGAUGAGGAUGGCUUCUACGAGGGGGAGUUGUUGGAUGGACAGCAGGGCCUUGUCCCAUCCAACUUUGUUGACUUUCUUCAGGAUGAGGAGUUUCCCUCGGUUCCUCUCUCUGACCGCAUAAAGGAACCAUCCUACCUCAACCACAGCCUCACCUCCAUGCCGAGCAGUGCCGUAAGCACACUCAGCACGAUGCUAUCAGAGAAGCUGGAUGCCCUGGGCUCGGGCACCGGGACAGGCACCAGCAGCAGCAGUGGGGUGAGCAGCCUAGGCAUGAGCAUGGGGCUGGCCAUGGACCUUUUGGGACCAUGCAGCAAUGGCACAGGCACGCUGGACGUGAACAUCGAUGAGAUUGGAGAAGACAUCGUGCCUUACCCCCGCCACAUUACUUUGAUCAAGCAGCUGGCCAAGAGUGUGAUCAUAAGCUGGGACCCUCCAGUGGUGCUGCCCGGAUGGGCUCCCAUCAGUGGCUACAAUGUUCUGGUGGAUCAAGAAGUGCGCAUGAGCGUGCCCUUCUGUGGCCGUACCAAGUCUCUUAUUGAAAAGCUGAACCUGGCUUCCUGUACACAUCGUAUCUCCAUCCAAAGCGUGACUGAGCGGGGGCUCUCGGAUCCACUGCGCUGCACGCUGCUGGUGGGAACGAAUGUGGUGGUGGCACCCUACUACCUUUGCGUGGAGAACAUUACGCAAGUAUCCGCCGAACUCGCCUGGAUGCCAAGCAACAGUAACUACAGCCACACAAUAUUCCUAAAUGAUGUGGAGUAUGAUAUGGUAAAGCCCGGAGGGUACAAAUACCAGUUCUACAAUCUGAAGCCCAUGACGGUGUAUAAGAUAAGGUUGGUGGCCAGACCCCAUCAAAUGCCCUGGCAGAUGCCCCUCGAGCAGAGAGAGAAGAAGGAGGUGUCAGUAGAGUUCUGCACACAACCGGCUGGUCCUCCUUUACCUCCUCAGGAUGUGCAGGUUCAGUUGGGCCAGAGUCCUGGAGUCUUGCAGAUCCGAUGGAAGCCCCCUCCCCUUACUCCUACUGGCACUUCUAAUGGAGCCAGCGUUAUAGGCUACAAAGUCUGCACUAAAGGUCAAAAGAUAGCAGAGAUCAUGUACCCCACUGCAGAUUUCGUUACUGUGGAACUGAACCGUAUCCAGUGUCUUGAGGCGCGAGAGGUCGUUGUGCGGACAAUAUCAGCACAAGGAGAGUCUCAGGACUCUCCUGUUGCCGCCAUUCCACUUAGCUUCCUGGUGCCUCACUCCCAUCCACACCCUCAUCUCCAGCCUCACCCUCCACCUCACCCACAACCUCAUUCACAGACGCAUCAGCCCCCUCACCCACAACCUCAUUCUCAGACGCAUCAGCCCCCUUACCCCCAAGCCUACCCGCCAACCCAUCCACAGCCACACGUUCAACCCCAGCCACCCCACCCUCAACCUCAUCCACCACCCUCUCACCCCCACCCACAGCAGAACAUCCAUCCCUCACCCUCCCUGUUCCCCAUGUCUAAACCCAAACUCCUACCAAGUGCCAGAGACCCCCAUGCCAAAGAGCCAGAGAUGGGCAGGCGACUGGCACAACCCUGGGAGCCACAUCCCCGUGCCCCAUCGCCCCGACCACCCCCUACACAUAAGGGGCACACACUGGAGCCCCCUCACAUAGAGGGCCGGCGCUCACCCUCCCCUCAGAGGAUUCUGCCUCAACCUCAGGGAGCACCCAUUCCGAACACAGUGGCUCGUGCAAUGGCCCGGCAGGCGGCGCAGAGGAACUAUCCAAACAACAGGGUGGAGAGGAGGAACAUCUUCAGCGAAAGGGGUAACGCUUUGCAUUCACUAAACUCAGAUGAGGAAGAGGAUGGGUACGACUCCCCCCACGCCAGGCGAAGAGGAGCAUCUGUGGUCGAAUUUCUCAGAGGUUCUGAGAUCAGCAAGCCUCAUCAUCACUACAGCCACAGUGAGGAUUACUACACUGAGAGCAGUCGAGGCUCAGACCUCUCUGACAUCAUGGAGGAGGAUGAGGAGGAGUUGUACUCUGAGAUGCAACUGGAGGAAGGCCGGCGGCGCAGCAUCAACUCACACAACGCACUUAAGGCAUAUUACAGGCGUCAGGACCUAGCUGUGGAACGGGACAGUUGGGACCUGCAACGAGAGGUGGUACGACAGCGAUCCUUGCGCUCGCACAAGCGCCUCCAUAGCAUCCCGGAGGUGGCAGAGGAGGAUCCAGACACAGGGGUGGAGGUCAUGGGCCAACGGUUGCGUUUCGAGGAGAAUCGUCCAGUAACUCCAUGCAGGAGCCCGCGGGUUUACCAUCAGGACUUGCGGCAGCCAAACCACCUCUCCCCCAGCAAGUGUGUCCGUAGGCUGCAGAGGCAGCGCUCCUCUCCGCGUUACACCUCCAUUGAGGAUAGGGCUCCAGGGGGUCCGUGCUGGAACAGCAGCUGUUGCAGACAAAGCACCAAGAGCCCGGACAGUGGACUGGACUGUGGUAGCGAGGAAGAGGGCUCGCUUGCCUAUCGGGGAGGGUACCAUUCGUACACAGGGGGCAGCCCGCUGCGGGUCGGCUCUGGCCCCAACAUGCGGGUGAUCCACAGCGAGGGGCCAGUGGAGCGCCGUGCUCUGGCUGCCGGCAGGAAAAGGACACUGACUCGACAGUGCAGCAUGGAGGAGGACAUCCUGGAAACUGUUCCAGAGACACGGAGCAUGCGGGAGUCGUACCACCAUUACCACUAUCAUCCACACCUUCAUCAUCCUCAACGCAGGUUCCAGAGCGAGGGCAGGCUGAGCGAGGUUGGCAGGACCUAUCAAAGGGACAUUAGGGCCUACUCUGUGGCCAGACUCAACAGGGCAAUGGAUGAACCCCUGAUUUUAGGGAGCUCUCCCUCAACGGGACGCUCGGAUCGACUGGACCAUUCUGGCCGUAGGAUGGGCCAUGGCUGUCCACCCCCUCAAAGAAGGCCCAUGAAUGUUCCCUCCAUUGAGAUCACCGUGGAAAAUAACAGUGAGGGGAGCGAGGAGAACCUCUCACCUGUCAAGGACGAUGUUUACUAUACCAGUGUAGCCCACCGCAGGAAAUGGCCCCCACAGCGAUCAGAGCACCAAUAUGAUGGUUAUAGAGGACGAGAACGGCAGUCCUCAGACUACUAUGAGUCAGAACCAGACGACUUGUCCCGAAUCUUUGUGGCGAUGUUUGACUACGACCCCCUGUCAAUGUCUCCCAACCCUGAUGCUGCUGUAGAAGAGCUUCCCUUCAAGGAGGGCCAGAUCAUAAUGGUUUUUGGAGAUAAGGACAAAGAUGGAUUCUACAGGGCAGAGGUCUGUGGCCGCAGGGGGCUCAUCCCCUGUAACAUGGUCUCAGAAAUCCAGACUGAUGAUGAAGAAGUGAUGGACCAGCUGAUCAAACAGGGUUUCCUUCCUCUCAACACGCCCAUUGAGAAAAUAGUGAACUGUAAUAGGUUCAAAGAUGGCCGUUCAAUUAACCGCAGGUCCCGGAAAUCCAAGAGAGAGAGGAACAAAAGGAGUGGUAGGCAGCACCAGGUGUCUAUGCGGAGGAUGGUGGCUCUCUAUGACUAUGACCCCAGAGAGAGCUCUCCUAACGUGGAUGUCGAGGCCCGCUGUGGGGGCAACUUGCAGAGUGAGGAGGCUGAGCUGACAUUCUGUGCGGGCGAUGUAAUCACAGUGUUUGGAGAGAUCGAUGAGGAUGGCUUUUAUUAUGGUGAACUUAAUGGACACAAGGGUCUGGUUCCCUCCAACUUUCUUGAAGAAGUGCCUGAUGAUGUGGAGGUUUACCUCACCAACACCCCAAGCCGUCACCCCCAGGACCACCCCUCCCGGACAAAGAGCAAAAGGAAGAAGAGUGUUCAUUUCACUCCGUAACAGCUCAGUAUCUGUCACGUAAGUGAGCAACUGAGGAUACCACAAAUAUCGCUGUCCUCUUCUAAUGCAGACGACACGGGUCCUUAUUACUGUUGCUCCUGGUUUGAUUUGGCUCCAACACCCUUGAUGAAGUUGCUCACCAUGCUGAAAGGUGAUAGAUUACUUCAAAAGACUGGUACCCGUGGAAAAAGUGGGCCCUUCCAGAAGAAGUGCCACCCCCACAAUGCACCCACACAUCCCGGGGUCCGGCACCGCAGCACAGGGGCCCGGCAGUCCCGUCCGGCGCCCCCGAGCUGACUUUAAGAAAACAGGACUGCUCUCCAAAGGAAAGAAUCUGUUGAAAAUGCUUGGCGCUGUCAAAUAGUUUCAUAUGACCCUCCUCUCAGCUGGCUUAAGGAUGUUUGAAUUGCAGAAAGAAAAUAUCUGAAAACCAAAAAAUAGAAAAUAUUUUCCCUCCCCAUUUCUUGUCAUCACAUGGAAUCGGUAUGGAAAAGAGAACGGGAAGAGGUGGAAACUAGGGCUUUCAUGACCAUUUGUGGGGAGUUCAGCUUUAUACCAUUUAAACUGUAACCCUAAACACUGCAAGUCCUGUUUGCCCAUAUUUGCUUAUUAAAAGCACAGAAACACAUGAGUUACUAAGUCCUAAAUUCUUUAAUGUACAAGGGGUUUUCUAGGACAAUGUCCAAUAUAAUGGUAAGCAAAAGAUAGAUUUAUGAAUUUCUGAAUGUUUUAGUGAAUAAAGGUACAUUCAGUUCUUUAACUGAUAAUUAUUGCUACUUUUUUAACAAACUUUAACCUCAUGCCAUCCCGCGCACAAGUGUGUGGACAUUGAAUUUUAAAUUCAUUUUAACCAGCUGAUCUUAGUUCAAGAGACUAUGAUAUCAGUAAAGGGUUUAACUUUCGGCAUAUGCAGUCAUGUGACAAAACAAAAUGGCACUGAUCACAGCAGAGUUUGUCUUUGGGAGAAAUGCCUACAAAACUACAUUUGAUAAAAAACCUAAUUAAGUUUUUACAUUAAACCUGUUUGAGUGAAAAGUUAAUCCAAAAACUGAAAAUAUUUGCUUUCAGAGGCUUUGAGUUAGGAUGAAAAUAAGGUGCAUUUCGAACUGUUCUGAGACCAGUGCAGACAGACAGCAUACUGGAGGUUAAGUCAUUCACUGAAUAGGUAGCAAGAGAGCAACCUAUAGCUCUCUAUGCAGCGAAGUGCUUCACUCCUACAAUCCAACCAAAAGUUCAUUUUAGGCUGCAUAUGAUGUUUGACAGACAUGGGACAAUGGUAAUCUGUACAUAUCUGUAGAUUCAGAAUUUAUAAUGUAAAAUUGGUUUUAACAUGGUUGGCAGUGAUUGGAUGAUGCUGGACAUUACUUUGAAUCAGAAUUAUUUUUGCUUAUUUCUAUUCAAAAACAUGAAUAACCAACACUCCUGGAAAAAUAAUUAACAAUUUGAUAAAAAAGAAAUACUUUCUAUAGUUUAGUAUUAUUUAAUUUUAAACUUAGUCCCACUGUCCUGAUUUGAUGUCCCACAUAUAUGGACAUAAUUUUUUAGGGAAACUAUUUGCUCUAGAAAGUGUGUGUGUGUGUGUGUGUGUGUGUGUGUGUGUGUGUGUGUGUGUG
Molecule: messenger RNA, 6882 nt
Organism: Xyrauchen texanus (razorback sucker)
Lineage: Eukaryota; Metazoa; Chordata; Actinopteri; Cypriniformes; Catostomidae
Gene: rimbp2b
Product: RIMS binding protein 2b
Exons: 32
Coding region: 77-5269 (1730 amino acids)
Biological process (GO): neuromuscular synaptic transmission
Molecular function (GO): protein binding
Source: RefSeq, a predicted model, not a curated record